Molecule: messenger RNA, 4824 nt
Organism: Leptidea sinapis
Lineage: Eukaryota; Metazoa; Arthropoda; Insecta; Lepidoptera; Pieridae
Gene: Aprt
Product: adenine phosphoribosyltransferase
Exons: 3
Coding region: 189-740 (183 amino acids)
Biological process (GO): adenine salvage; AMP salvage
Cellular component (GO): cytoplasm
Molecular function (GO): adenine binding; adenine phosphoribosyltransferase activity; AMP binding
Source: RefSeq, a predicted model, not a curated record
GUAUGGCAGUACCCAUACCUAAUAUUUUAAUUUUAUAUUAACAUGAGGAUUUAUCAUUUUAUGUAAUAGGUUAUGUUAUUGUUAUUACGUUAAAUGUAUGGUACACUGUAAAAGAGUUUACAUAUACUUUUACAACUUUCGAUACAUUUUUUUGCUAAAUAAUAGCACAGCAAUUUGUGACCUCCAAAAUGAGUAACAAUUUUGAACAACGGGUUAUAGAUUUAAAACAUAGAAUUAAGAGUUAUCCAAACUUUCCAAAAGAGGGUAUUCUAUUUUGGGAUAUAUUCUCAGCAAUAUCUGAUGGUGAUACUUGUAAACUACUUCAAGGACUCCUAAUUGAGGUGGUGAAGACAAAAUAUCCAACUGUGGAGGCUGUGAUAGGCUUAGAGUCAAGAGGUUUUCUUUUUUCCUUCUCUAUAGCUGCUGCACUUGGAAUAGGAUGUAUUCCUGUAAGAAAGAAAGGCAAACUUCCUGGAAAUGUUAUCUCAUAUAAAUAUGACUUGGAAUAUGGCUCAGAUAUUCUAGAAAUACAAAAAGACAAAAUCAAGCCUGGCAUGAAGUGUCUUUUGAUAGAUGAUCUUAUUGCAACGGGUGGUUCUCUGAACGCAACUGUGAAUUUGUUAAGAGGCUGUGGUGCAGACAUCCUGGGAUGCCUUGUGGUGAUGGAGUUGACCUCUUUGAAUGGACGUAAGCACAUUCCAGAGGGUAUAGAAAUUCAUAGUCUAAUAAAAUAUGAUUGAUGUGAUUUUAGUGCCAUUUAUCGCCUAAGUUAAAAUGUUAUUUUGUUAAAUCAAAUGUUCUUAUUUUUUUUACAUUUUUUGGAUAACUUACAUCUAGGUUAAAAAAUAUAAGUUACAUACAUAAUUACAGAAGGACAAUUAAAAGUGAUCACAGAUAGAAAUCGAUAUAUGAUGUAAGAGUUAAGUGGACAUAAAAUACGAAAAUUAUAUAAAAUGAUAGAGACAAAAAAAAAUUAACAACAUUACUCAAAUUUACAAUUACACUUGAUUGAAAAAGUUCUCGGUAAAGAGCUGUUUUACCUGUUAUGUUGUGCUUCCUUAUGUAAGAAUAACAUAUUUGUAAUUUAUUAAUGACCAUCAUUUUUUGUUUAUAAUAUAGGUUAUAGAGUCUGAUGCUCUACCGACUAAUAAUCACUAAAAUAAGGUCACUGAAAAGUUAAAAAAAUAUUUUCAAUACAACAUUUUGAACUUGGAACAACAUUUGAAUAUUGUACCCUUAGUUGAAAAAAGGUGUAAGCCAGAAAUGUUGAUUUUGAAUAUGGCCAAAAAACUGAAUCCAUGGAAAUAUUACAGAAGGAUUAAUAUUUAUGAUUAAAGGUGUUCAGUGUACUCCUCAACUAGGCUCUCUAGAUACAAUUUUAAAUAUAAUAUAAUAAAAACAAGAAAAUACAUCUUUUGGAUUAAUUAUGAGUUGAUAAUACAUGAGAUGUUUCCUUAGUAUUUCACCCUUAACACAAAAAUUAAUGUUAUCAAAUGUGAUUAGCGCUUAACAAAUCACCAAGACACAUAAAAUACCCUUGAGGACAAAAAUAUUUAUAAUUUAUUUCUAAUUAAUUAUGUACAAUAUUUUAUUUUACUUAAAACAAAUAACAAUUAAAAUUACUAAAUACUUCUAGACCCAUAGAUUUUGUUUUGAAUAUAAUCGAAAAAUAAAAGAUUGUUUUCCUAAGGGUUAUGUGAACAUAUUAUCUGCUUUGUUGCCAUCAGUAACAUGCUUUAACCACUUAUUUUUAUCAUUAUUUUCAGCUAUUUUAAUAAUACUCUGACUGUCUUUAAAGAUACAUUAUAGUCAAAUUCAAUAGGUAACUGUUUUAGCCUCAAAACUUCAGUAAAGCAGAGGUUAAAACUUCUUCUGUCACACAGUGAUACACUAGAUUGAUUCUCUGUGCUCCAAGAAGUGGGACAGUUACUAAAAUAAAAUAUUUGACCUGUAGAUUUCCUGUCUCUGGCGUGUCCAGCUUAAUCUGCAUCACCACAGCCUUGCUAGGUUACACCAGGAGUAUAUGUGUAAACUAAAGACAAAUCUAGUUGUUCCUACGUGUUCAAUAUAAUAAUUGACUUAGUAAGUUUACUGCUAUAGAGAACUUAGACCUAAUACCACAAGCAUAGUAUAACAGACUUCCUAUAAUUAAAUAAUUAAAUUAGAUUCUGAUUUAUUUCUUUUUAAUAGUUAAAAGUAAAAAUUUUGUUCCAUGGGAGUGGAAACUGAUUGGCAAUCCCACAUUUUUGAGAUAAAAAAAAAUUAAAUACUGUCUUUGAUUGAUUACAGUAAUAUAAUUCUCUUUGAGGCAUUUUGUGUCUUUUCAUCUGAUUCAGACUUCUUUUUGAACCAAAUUUUUUUUGGGAUAUGUCCAUGCUUCUUACGUUGUUCUGUGAGUUUGAGGUAGUAUUGAUUCGCAAGGAAACCGAGUCCUUGAGUUGCUAUUGGUACCGGGUGGGCAUAUCGUGUGACAGAUAAGUCUAGAUUCUGUACUGCGUUAAUUUUUGUGACGAUGGAAUAGGCAAUCUGUUUUGCAGCUGUCACGGGGUCAGGCAUUGCGAAAGCAGCCAAUCGCGCGUCUCAUUCAGCUUGGAAUUGGUCGUUCACACGUUGGUUCGUGCGGUCGCGCCAUUCCUUGGUUCGGUCGUUAGGUCUUCCUCGACCGGAUCCUCUUCCACGGGAACCUCUGGUUCUUCGGACGCUGACAUUUUGUCGCUUGGAAGUAGGUGGUGGCGGGUCUGUGUUCUGUGUUAAUCGAUCGCCAUUAAUAUACUUGUCAGUAGCAGUGUAAAUCGUUCUUUCCUUAAUAUGUAGAAUGUUCGGAAACACUUUCAAUGUCUAAGACUUCUUUUCUAUGUCUAAGACAUAGACUUAGACAUAGAGACCUGCAUCGUUUUUUAACGGCAAAAAAUAAAUCGAUGUUCGAUUUCGUUCACGUUUUCGUCGAGUUUUCAUAACUUUAGAUUCUGUGAUUUCAGUGUUUUUGAGAAUAAAAUGCUAUAGAGUAACUGCGCACCAUAUUGACAUUAUUCCAAGUAAAUGUUGAUGUACUGCUUUCUGAAAUAUCAGGACAAGUAGAAGAGGACUCGAGUAGAUCACCAUCACAUGGUGAACAGAUCAUCACUGUCACUCAUGCUGACAACACUUUCUUCUUAAAAAUUCUCUGUAUUCUCAGAUGUAUCAGUCCCUGCUCCCCCACUGGCAUAAAAGACUCUUCUCAUUUAUGAUCUAAUCCAGAGGUUUCUCUCACUUCUAUGGUACAUUCCUCUGUUAUAUUCUCAAUUAUUACGACAUCUCGGUUUGUUGUUAUAGUAUCUGUCUCCAGGUUGUAGAUCCUGUAUCAUUUAACAUUAGUAGGGACUAAGAUACAUUUUUCUGAUUUCUUAUUCCAUUUUUUCCUCUUUUCUUUCGGCACAUGCAUCAUUUCCGUACGACCAAACAAUCUCAAAUGACUAAUGUCCGGCCUUACACCAGUCCACAAUUCAAAUGCUGUUUUUGCAUUAAGUGAUGAUGCCACAGUCCUAUUUUGAAGAUAGACAGCUGUAUUAGCCGCUUCAGCCCAAAAAUGUUGUUUCAAUCCAGCAUCAAAUAAAAGACAUUUUGCUUUUUCUACAAUUGUUAUGUUGAACCAUUCCAAUAACCCAUUUUCUUCAGGGGUAUAAUGGUUGGUUUUCUGAUGAAUAAUUCCAUGUUUCAAUAAAAACUCAUCCAUCGCCGCAUUACAGAACUCCUUACCAUUGCCACUGCGCAAAAUCUUAAUCCUUUUAUUGAGCUGAUUCGCUUCUUCAGAUUUGUAUUUCUGAAAAUACAUGAAUACUUCACAUUUAUUCUUCAAAAAAGAAAUGUAGGUAAUUCUUGUGUAAUUAUCUAUAAAUAUUAAAAAGUAUUUUGUCCCAUAUAAUGAAGUGUGCCCACUCUCCAUUGGGCCACAUAGCAUGCUGAACAUGUCUGUUGCCACGAUGUGGAAAUGGUAGACGAGUCUAUUUACCUUCACAGCAUGUUAUACAAGGCAACUUUGAUAUAUCUGACUAUAAUGACGACCGAUAUAGCCGAAUGGUUAGUGACCCUGACUACUAAGCUAGAGGUCCCGGGUUCGAAUCCCGGUAGGUGCAAUCAUUUAUAUGUAUUUAUGUAUGUUUACGUAAGUAUUGUAUUAAAUAUAUCGUAGUCUUGUACCAAUAGUACAGGCUAUGCCUAGUUUGGGGCAAGAUAAUUUGUGUAAGAGUGUGUUAAUAUUAUUAUUAUAUUAUUAUAUCUGACUUCCGCUGCGUUCUGAUAUUUAGUUUAAAUAAUUGCUAUUGAUGUGUAGAAGCCUGCCAUGCCAGAUGUCUGCUGACAUGAUUGCAUCAGCUGAAAAACCCUCAGGCCUCUAGUUCUCCAACUCCAUUGCAAAUCUGACAACCAUCAACAGUAAAUGUUACACUGUUGUCCCGUGCAAUAAACUGGCUCACAGAUAAAAGUUUUGUCGCCAAGCUCGGUACCCACAAAACAUCUUUUACAAUUAUAUCAUACGAUAAUGUAGAUAUUUGUAAAUCGCCUGUACAAGUAACUGGCACUUUUUCUUUGUUCGCUAUAACAAUCUCUUUGGUAUUUUGAUCAUACGAAACGUUACUCAUACAGUUUUGGUUAGCUGUCAAAUGACAACUCGCGACAGAGUCAAUAUACCAAUCACUAACUAAAAUAUCCAUUUAAAAAUACAGCACUGAACGCGUUUGACUGCUAACGGUAAUUAUUUAGGCCCUUUUUUUCGGAAGAUGUACACUGAUUUAAUCAGUGUACAUCUUCCGUCACAGGUUGUCACAUUUUUAUAACCCCCCCCCCCCC